CUCCUCCCUGUCGUAUGCAGGAGGGAGGGAGGAAGGGAGACACAGAGAGGAUCAGGGUCAGAUGAAUUCCUGCCUGAGUGUGUGCAAAUGUAGAGACAAGUGCGUGUGUGUGAGGGAGGACUAAUCAGGGAAGGCUAGGGAGGGUGUUGUGUGAGUGCACAUGAGAGUGAGAGGCAGAGAGUAAAUCCAGGCAGAAAGGGACGCAAGGAGAGGAAGGAGAAGAGGGGACAAAAGGUAAAAGACAAGACAAGGGAAGCCAGACUGAGGGGGAAGAUGGCUGAGCCAGAGCUGAAAUCGAGAAGCAGCCGGGAGAGCGUUGCCAAGGCGGCAAGCCAGGAAAAGAUGGGAGACACAGGAGGAGAACCCGGCCAAGAUGGCCUUAUCGUGGCGCAACCAGACUCUCCAUCAACCCCAAUGGUCUCUGCUCCCACUGCCACCACUCCCACCGACGACCAGCCAGCCAAGGGUCAAAAGAUUGAGCUCAAGCGCAGCAUCACCCUCUUCAACGGCGUGGGGAUGAUCAUAGGCACCAUCAUCGGCUCAGGCAUCUUCGUGUCCCCGGCAGGUGUAGUCAAGGAGACGGGCUCGGCCGGCCUCUCCUUGAUCGUCUGGUCGGUCUGCGGGGUGAUAUCUACCAUGGGCGCCUUAUGCUACGCUGAGCUGGGCACAACCAUCGCAAAGUCCGGGGGAGACUACGCCUACAUCCUGGAGGUGUACGGAGAACUGGCAGCCUUCCUAAAACUGUGGGUGGAGAUGCUCAUCAUUCGGCCAUCGUCACAAUACGUGGUGUCGCUGGUGUUCGCCACCUACCUCCUGAAACCUCUGUACCCCAGCUGUCCGGUACCAGUGAACGCUGCCAAACUCAUUGCCUGCAUGUGUCUUACUUGUCUUACGUUUGUAAACUGUAUCAGUGUGAGGGCUGCCACCAAGGUGCAGGAUUUGUUCACAGCUUCCAAACUGUUGGCUCUGAUCAUCAUCAUCCUCUUUGGCUUCAUUCAGAUUUUCACAGGUGACGUUCCAUAUCUGGAACCAGAAAGGGCAUUUGAAGACAGCAAAUUCGGGGUCAGCAACAUUGUCCUGGCCCUGUACAGCGGUCUCUUCGCCUUCGGAGGCUGGAAUUAUCUGAACUACGUUACUGAGGAGAUGAUCAAUCCAGAGAGGAACCUGCCCUUGGCAAUCAUCAUAUCCAUGCCGAUCGUUACGGUGGUGUACGUUCUGACCAACCUGGCUUAUUUCACCACCAUCUCGCCAGAAGUUAUGGUGGAGUCUGAGGCUGUAGCUGUGAGCUUUGGGGAGUAUCACCUUGGUGUGAUGUCCUGGUUGAUUCCCGUCUUUGUGGGAUUGUCCUGCUUUGGAGCCGUCAACGGAUCCCUCUUCACUUCAGCCCGGUUGUUCUAUGCUGGAGCGCGAGAGGGUCAACUCCCCGCUGCUCUGGGGCUCGUCCACACAGAUCUGUUCACACCGGUGCCAUCCCUCAUCUUCACAUGCUGCCUGUCCAUGAUGUACGCCAUCUCCCAGGACAUCUUCUCUGUCAUCAACCUGUUCAGCUUCUUCACCUGGCUGUGUGUCGGUAUGGCCAUCGCCGGCCUGGUGUGGCUGCGUCUCACCAAGCCUGAGCUCAGAAGGCCCAUCAAGGUGCCCCUCUUCAUCCCGGUGACGUUUGUGUUGGGCUGCGUCUUCAUGAUUAUCGUGUCCUUCUGGGCCGCUCCGUUCGAGUGCCUGGUAGGCAGCAGCAUCAUUCUCACGGGCAUCCCCGCGUAUCUACUGGGAUACAAGUGGAAGAAACCCCAUAUGGUCAAGAAGAUGCUGGAAAUCUUCACAAUGUUCUGUCAGAAGAUCUUCAUGUCGGUUCCCGAGGAGAGGGGGAAACAGGCGGCCGAGUGAAGGCCGGACGGACCAAGCCGGAUGGAAGUGUGUCAGCGGCAUUCCUGCGGUGUUUACAUUUCUUCACCUGUGAUUUUGACUAGACCGUUUUGUUUUUAUUUUUCUAAAACUUUAUCCAACCAGGUGACAAGAGUUUACGAGUCAAGUGGAAAGCUUGUAUAAGGAGGGUGUGCAGUACUAUGUGAUCCGUGUUGUGCGACCUCUCCAGCUACUUUAAAACAAUGCGGGUGUUUUUCCACCGCUUUUACUCAACAGUUACGUCUCCUUUUAAUGUCCAAAUGUGCUUUAAUGUUAAAGGAGGGAUGCGCUUCUAUCUGCCGUCGGCACAUUUUUCUACACAAUGCAAUCUGCUGGCCAGCAGGUUUUGUUCUUUACCUGACAUGCGCAGAAGGGAAGUCUAAAAUGAAAAGACAAUCUUGACUGUCUUUACCAAAUCCCACCCAGUUUAUUGUAGUUUACUGUUCUCCACAAUCCAAAACCUGAUGAUCAGUGAGGUCAAACUGAGGACUUAGCUGCACUCACUAUUACAUUUAUGGACUUAUCAGAACUAAAUUGAUAGCGUUUAAACGUCAGUGUCUUGAUAAGGAAGUAUAAGAGUAGCACAUUACUGACGAGAAAUACCCAUACUAAUAUAUGAGUUAACUAACAAUUCAUGUCUAGUUUUAUAUUGUUUUCAUUAAUUUUUAUAAUAAAUCUUCAGCACCUACUGUAAAAAAAAAAAAAAAAAAAAAAAAAAAAAAGCACCGAAGUUAGAUUAAAUUUGUGUUUUUCAUGUCUUCAUGUUUAGAUGUGCCGCCACCAGACAGGUCUGUCUCUCGAGUCAUUUAAUCCUGAUGUUGAACCAUGUCGAGUUGUUUUGUACAUGAUGAAAUGAUGAUGGAAACCAGCACGUCUGUUCGUGCAGCGACGUUACGUUGAACUGGAGAGCUGUUCAGAUGUCACUGUAGUGGCUUUAGUUGUGUUUGUGUAGAAAGUACCUGUAGUCUGUGCCAGCCGUGUCAGUGGUGAUAUUACAAUUUUGCAUUUCUAUUUUUCUUUUUUAUUAUUAUUUUUAUUUUCACUCUAAGACCAAAAUGAAUGUUGCACGUUUGGAGACACGGGCUCUAAGGAAAAUCUAGCCGUCCAUGUGUCUCUCUGUCGUCGGCCAUCUCAUUUAGCUGAAAAUCCAGGUUUUACCGUUCAAACCAGCUGUACCGUCAGAGCACACACCGAAAACCGUAAGAUGAGUGCUGUGAUUAUCGACAUUAAUGCAACAAGAAACUUACAAUGUCAGCACAAAGGAAAGCCUGAUAUAAAAAAGCACAUUCGUCAGGAUUCAGUGCCGUAGACUCGGUCAUUCAGGUCGUGGUCGUUCUCAAAGACUUAAAUCAAAGCAGCUGGACUUUGUUUUCCUGGAUGCUGAAGAUGUUUCACCAUACAAUCAGAAGACUCCCUCAGUUCACACUUGACCAGUGGGGAUUCUUGGUGCUUAUAAACUAUUGGGGUUACAUGUAAACCCUCCUGUCGCAUCAGGAUUAAAAGUGGGCUAAUUGAGUACAGAGUGGGCUUGGCUUUGAAACGGGCAAAUGCCACGAUUUCAUUACGGAUUCAGUCUUAUGGCCACCAAAUGGGAAGCCUAUGUGGGAUGAAGUAAAUUAAAUGGAGACAGGAUUCAGAGGCAAAUUGUGUGGGUCCUGCACAGUUUCAGUAAGGUAUGAAAACCUAAAAUCCAGGUAGAUCCCCAUCAGAGUCCACAUAGGCAAACAGGUAAGGCCACAACGAAAACGUCCAGAAAAACCCAAGUGGAACUGAUGCUGCAGUCCAUUUUUAGCUGAUGUCAUGUCUUUUGCCCACUUUGAUUUGUUUUAAGUCGGUUUUGGUCACAUGAAUAUAGGUGUGAACAGCUAUAAAACAGGCUGCUCUGCUGCAAGUGUUGGAUAAGUAAAACCUGAGGGCUCCUCUGCUGUUAAAUGUUCAUUUGGGGCAGUUUAAAACAUAUUUGGAAAGGUGUGCAGAGAAAACAGAUGUUUUGAUCACUCAAACCAUCUGGGAAAACUAACCUACAGUGAAUGAAAGACUCUAAUGACCCACAGAGGGGGCAGGAGGGUCGGUGAUGUGGACACGACUUCAACAGCUUAUUAAUUGAUACUUCACACCAGUCAGUUUGAACUGAUGAAGCCUUCUGGAAGGAAGAAACACCUUCAAGAUCCAAGAAAAGGAAGUCCAGCUGUUGCGAUUCGGGCCUUUGAGGUCACAGUUAUCUUUUCAUAUCAUCAUCUGUUCUGUGAUCCAGAUGCAGUCAGCUAGAGCGGCCGACCGCUACAAGUAUGGGUCUCUCAACUCAGAGCCUUUUCUCUGCAGGUCAGUCCUGUAACAGCCCUGAAGCGGGCGAGAGAACGUCCCUGGCAGAGGCUGCUCUAAGUGGCUGCAUCUGCAAGAGAUGAAAUAUGUUUCUCCUCUUUCAAAAAGACAAACAGUCCUCAGCAAUUACCUUAUUCUUUAAUAAGAAGAGAAAAUAUAGAAAUGCCAAUAUACAAUAUAUAUGUAUUUACAAAUAAACGACAGAGCAAAACACAUUCUUGAUCCACAGUUAAUGACAUGUCCACCCCAAAGCACUUAAUGUUUACCACAAAAAUUGGGUAAAAGCUCUAUGAAUAAUUUACCCUCAAGCACAAUGAACAGCACAGCUGAAGAAAAGAAAGAAAUAUGUAUGCGCCCUUUACGGAAUAUGGUAUCUGAUUAAAAUAAAAUAGUGGACACGGUAUGCGACUAAAAGUGCACAUUGAUUUAAUUUGAAGAUAAAAUGUUUUCUUGAAGCUUCAUCGUAUAUUUUUGUUUGUUGUGCACAACAUACUGGAACUGUGUGUGUAUGAAAUAAUCACUAUAUGCAUAAAUGAAGAUAGCCUUUCAUGGCACUGGCUUGAUGGAAACGCUAUGGAGAACAUAGCAAACUCUUUUAUUUUUAAUGUUAAACUAGAGAGUACUUAUUGUAGCUGUUGUAUCUCAGUGACCAUGGCGGGUACAUGUACAAUAAAAGUAUUUUCUUCA
Cololabis saira (Pacific saury) is the source of this 4911-nucleotide messenger RNA. Its product is annotated as large neutral amino acids transporter small subunit 1-like. The record is from RefSeq and is a predicted model, not a curated record. Gene Ontology annotation, molecular function: L-amino acid transmembrane transporter activity; neutral L-amino acid transmembrane transporter activity. The transcript is spliced from 11 exons. Gene Ontology annotation, biological process: amino acid transmembrane transport; neutral amino acid transport. The coding region runs from base 274 to 1884 and encodes 536 amino acids. Gene Ontology annotation, cellular component: membrane. Lineage: Eukaryota; Metazoa; Chordata; Actinopteri; Beloniformes; Belonidae.